CACCACGUUGUCCAAAAAUGGCGGAGUGACGCAAACAUCUUGAGGAGUGCGUCACGAUGGGGCUGAGCGUCAGCGCACAGAGACGAUGAAUGACUCCCUGACGGUUGAGCGUCAGGCGACAUUCAACACCGACCCGCCGGAGGAGCGGUCUGGGAACGUCAUCCGGCGAGGGGACAUAGAGAUCCCGAUCGUUGACGAUCUCGCGGUGGACAACUCUCACCGACCCCCGAGAGCUACAUCACAGCAGAGGACAGACGCGCUCAAAGGAGCUAACGCUUUUUCAUCGUCACAAGCUAAAAAUAAACUACACAAUGGAUUAGCUGAGAAACAAGAUUUUAAAUCUCAAUCUCCGCUUUCUUUGUCAAUCAGAAAUAAACUUAAGAAGAAGCCGAAAAUAAAGAUCCCAAGGCUGAAGUAUGACUCCAGUCAACCGACUAUUUUUGAAGAGACAAGCCAGGAUUUUCUAGAUAUCGACACAUCUGACUCAACAGAAAAAGGUACACUAUCUCCGACAAGCACCGCUUCCAGUUCCAACGGCAAGAGAAAAUCUGUUUCGUUCGAUCUCACCCCAACAACGCUCGACAGGGAGCCAUUGCUUUCUAAGUCACGUGACCGUCCCUUGAGAGCACCAGCCAAUAGCACACCUCGUGGCUCCUCCAAACCUUCGCCGCAAACCAACACGCGUACGUCUAACGCUACACACAAGGUAGACGCCUCACACAAGAAGGAACUUCACGUUUCGCUGGAGAGUUCACGUCGUCGAAACAGCAACGAGUAUAAUUCUGAUGACACCAACAAUAAAGUUAAAGUUAAAAGAAGAUUAUCGAAUUCUUUAGAGAACAGGUUAAACCAGAAACAGACGAUAAACUCCGAGGAAAAAAGUGUUGAAGAAUCGCCAGCGAGUGUUAACACGGAGUCCAACGAGAAAAACCUCAGAAUUAAGGGCAUCCUUCCGUCGGCUGGAACCUCGCCAAAAACAGAGGCCAAAAACAUGGAGCAUCAAACUUUUGAAGAAGUUCUCCAAGAGAGGAACGCACUGGCCAAGUCGGAAAAAGUCUAUCACAAGAGAAUCCGUCAACUGGAGGACGAGCUAAAGGCUAUGGUUCAACAAUGCGAGGCUCUAUCUGAUGAAAAUAAAGAACUUCGACAAGCGCUGGAGCAGGAGAAGAAGACGGACGCAGGGGCAGCCUCACGCCUUAAGCAAAUGGACAGCGUACUGUUGGAAAACGCUAAGCUAAAAUCUCACAACGAAGAACUCACAAAAAACACACAAGAUCUCGAAAAGCAAAUAAGUUCUUUUAAAAGUAAAGAAAGUAAAAAUUCAGAUUUAGACUCUAAAAACAAAGAGCUCCAGACCAAAGUGUCUGAGUUACAGAAACAAAAUGACGUACUUAAAUCCAAGGUUAGCUCCUUGGGGGACGAAAAGCAAGUGAUCGCAACUACCCUGGAGGAAAAGCGAAAAGAGCUGAACGAGCUCAUGAGAGCGAUGAAAUCUGAGGCUUCAUUGGAGACUAAACUUAAGGAAUCUAACGUCAAACUCGAGAAAACUCUCGAAGAAAUGGACGAUGUGAAGAAAAAGUUAGAGGAAACACAAGAUUUGUUGCAAGAGUCCGAAGGAAAUGUGGAUAAAUUGAAAGACAAUUUAGCACACAAAGAAAAAGAGGUUAAAAAACUAAAAGAAGAGCAGGCAAGUGAAAAUAAAUUAAUCCUAGAUUUGAAAGAAAGCCUUGAUAAAAGCACGGAGGAGAUAAAGAAAUACAAAGAGACGAAAGCGGCUCUAAAGGCGCUUGAAAAAGAAGCCGCGACCUUGGAGACAAAAGUAAGCUCUCUCGAGGAAGAGGUGCAGAAAAGUAAGGUGGAGAAGGAAAAGUUGACCAAAGAAAAGGUGGAGAUGGGUCGAGAAGUUGAGAAACUGCAGCGUGAAUGUGUCAGUGGCACAGACGCAGCCGUCGAGGUGAAGAAACUGACCAAGAGGUUGGAGACUGAGAGAGAAGACCGGAGGAGGGCGGAGACUGCUCUGUCCGGCAAGCAGGAAGAGGUGCUGCAUUUAGAAUCGCGGUUAAGGGAAACCGAAAGUAGGAUUGAAGAUCUGCUCAACCGGUUAAAAACUUUAGAAGAAAUAAAUAACGAGCUCAAGAGCCUUGACCUUGCUGACCUAAACAGCAGUAACAAAAGUUUAAGGGAGGAGAAUAAAAAACUGAAACAAAUGCUGGUGGAACGAAAUAUUGAGUUGACUAAUAAAAAUUUGGAACAACGGGAUAAUCAGACUCAAAUUUUGUUUUUAGAACGAAAGAGCAAAGGGGCGAAAGUUGGCGUGCAGACAGUUUCUGGGAGUGAGCAGUCGGAGAAACGUCCAGCUGCAGCCGUGACUAGCUCCAGCUCAGACAAACACAACCCCCGCCAACCCAGGAAUCGAGCCGGCAACACCAACACGUCUCGCUUUAAGCCGGACCCGGCCAACCCGAGUAAAACGGUGAGGAGCUUUAGCCUUGACGAGCCUCUAGACGAUUUGGCAGAUGACGAGUACAACAAAUCUGCUGUCGUUUUUCCCAUCAUAGACUCAAAGACCGGCGCCCAGCUUGACCACCAGAGCGGCUACUUCAGUCUCUACAGGGACAAGAUGAAACGGAUGAAGGACAAAAGGUACUGACCAACUCUCUCAGUUUGUCGAGGAGAAACAGUACCGGACAACUUAGUUGGUAGAUGAAAAACAGUACUGAACACAUUCAGUUAUCAGUUAAAGGCAAAGAUACUGAGUACAUAUAUCCAUGAGCGAUGGACAGCAAUACUUAUUACAUUUAUCAAUGAGUGAAGUGGCAAAUGUACUGAGUACUUUGCUCCUUCAGUUGUGGAGCAACGGCACUGAGUGCAUUUAUCAAUCAGUGAGGUGUGACGAUAUAAAGCCGCUCUGUCCUUUAUAAAACUUCACGUUAUUAUUGGACCAAGUGCCAUUCUUAAACAAGGGAGAAACAGUGCUCAAAGCAAAAUUGUUCAUCAAUUAGUUUGCUAUUUAAAAAAAAACAAAGUAGCCACCUAAAUAGCAUGAUAUAAAAAUCUUCAACUCUUAUUGAGUUUUUAAAACCAGACCUACAUUUCUGUUGAUUUAACUGAAAAACUAUUUCAGCAAUGUUAGCACCUAAAUAACUGUGAUAUGUUUAUAAUUGUUACAGCAAAUUAUUUAUUUGUUCAAAUUUCACAUAUAUGAUUUGCACCUUGAACUUAUAACGUUUAUUUUAAUUAACGUUUAUUAAAUUACUAAUGUAAUAACUUGUCUCUAUGCAUAGCCUUAAGUCAAUGUAAAUCAGAUCAUCGAAGUUAAUCACUCCCAAAAAGGGACGGCGCGUCGUCGAAGGGUAGAUCCUUAAGUGUCGAGUCUGUCCACCCAUCUCUGAUGUGUGCCUGACACACAUUAGAGAAAGUAAAGGCGGCUGGCACAUGCCCUCCUUUCACAGGCCGAUGUCACAGAAACACAAAUUGUACUUCAUAAACCUCAUAGACCGCCAGAUCCGUAAGGUAACUCGCUAAAGACUAUUUUUAAAACAUGUACAAGCACGAUAAGGUUCAGUUACCUCCCUAGAAAAAAAGUUAAGAAAGUUCCUUCGGGGAACAGACAAUAUUGUUAGCCAUCAACAGUUGUAGCACUUUGGGUCUGUGCUUGCAGAAUGUCUUUAGGCACAUGAGGUUUUAAGCUGAAUGUCUUUAGGCCAUCAGGUUCGUAAACUGCAUGUCUUUAGUCCCUUGGCGUUUUCAGCAGGAUGUCUUUAGGCCCAAAAGUUUUUAAUCUGUAUGUCUUUAGGCCCAUGUGGUUUUAAGCUGAAUGUUUUUAGGCUCAUAUGGUUUUAAGCAGAAUAUCUUUAGGCCAUUAAGGUUCUUAAACUGUAUGUUUUUAGGCCCAUGACGUUUUCAGCAUGAGGCAUAGGACGGUUACUUGGGUUGUACAAAAAAAACCCUGCAAAAGCACACACGACAUACCUGUAGCAUUAUCACAAUAACCAAUACUGGGUGUCGUAUUUUUAAUUUUACAUUAGAAUGUUCUAGAAAAUUUUAAAAUAUACAUAUAAUUAUAACUUUAAAAACUAAACUAUAUAACAAUUUCAACAACAACUUAAAAUAAAGACGAUAUAAGGUUAGAAAUAAAUGCUUGCAAAUUUACCUUUUUUAUACACACACACACACGCACACACACAGAC
Molecule: messenger RNA, 4190 nt
Organism: Physella acuta
Lineage: Eukaryota; Metazoa; Mollusca; Gastropoda; Physidae
Source: RefSeq, a predicted model, not a curated record